Molecule: messenger RNA, 2715 nt
Organism: Chlamydomonas reinhardtii
Lineage: Eukaryota; Viridiplantae; Chlorophyta; Chlorophyceae; Chlamydomonadales; Chlamydomonadaceae
Exons: 7
Coding region: 274-924 (216 amino acids)
Source: RefSeq, a predicted model, not a curated record
CUACACGAAAUCUAGCUGCUCAAUUUGAGCCAUUUGGUGGGCCAAAACACGGACCCCAAAUAUUUCCGACCACCGAGCCUUCAAACUCUCCCCCGUGCUUCAAUUAUGAUGUUUAGGACUGCAGUCAGCAAAAAGUGACUGCCGAACUUGUCUUUGACCAGCCCACGGAACGCAAUUGUGCUUGGACUGGCCCGCCGGCGACACGCUUCCUGUGUUUGCGGGCCAGCUUAGCUUGCUAGCAUAGCAUAGCGUCGGAUCGGGAGGGAACCAAUCAUGGCUCUCCCAACCCACACCUCGCUCCAAAACCGGUUAUACUUUCCCUCCUUUGCGGAGCUGCCGCAAGCCGACGAGCUGGACAACAACUACUUCACGGAACAGCCCAACGGCAUGCUGCUGCCCAACCGCACCUGGACCUUCUUCGGCGAGAUCGUGGGCGACUCGCUGAGCCAGCUGUCGGUGCUGGGCCACCGGGUGGAGGUGCGCGACGUCACAGGCAGCGUGCACAGCAUCCUGUUCUUCCCCACCAGUGGCUCUCUGGACAUGAGCGGCCUGCGCACCGGCGCCACCGUGUUCGUGCGGUACGCCAUGCGCUGCUUCUUCUCCGACCUGGCCACAGAGGCCAUCAAGGUCGAGGAGCUCAACUUCGUCAAGGUGAUCCCCAUGAACCUGGACAUGCUGCUCUACACCGCCUCCAUGUACUUCGACCGCCAGUCCCACUGCUCCGCCUGCGGCGCCUGUGUGGCGGGGCUGGGCGGCAGCGCGCCGCGCUGCGAGGCCUGCCAGGCCGCUGUGUACUGCUCGCCCGCGUGCCGGGAAGCCAACGCGCCACUGCACGGCAGCUUCUGCGGCCUGUGCUGCGAGCUGGCACAGGUGUUCAACCUGUCGUUCGAUUCCUUCAUUGAGUGGGUGCCGUUCCGGCAGUAGCAUCAGCGGCGGCAAUAGCAGAGCACACCCCACCUGGCACCGGCGGCAGCGGCUACCGUGGCAGCAGCGCCGGCGGCAGCAGCAGCGACACCAGCCGCGGUGGCAGCAGCGGCGUUGCUAGUGGCAGGAACAGGAGCGGCAGUGGCAGGCAGUGCAGAGAAUGUGCGGACAAUGGCAAGAAGAAAGGGCGCCAGCCGUACAACGGUACUGCGUGCCGGGUUUGUCGAAAUGGCGAGGGGCCAUUUGUGUACAAGCAUUGUUGUGUUUGUCUUCGUGGUGGGGGCGUGUGUGGGCCGGGAGUCAGCCCUACAGAGAUGUAUGAACUGUAGAAUUGUACUGAGGGUAUUGUUAAUGGCUUGGGUUUGGGGCACGGGCUUGGGGUGCCAAUUUGGUGUGUUGUCGGAAGGGCGCUUCAGCCGUUUCUGUGAGAUGUGGAUAAGUCAUUCUGGAUACGGCUGCCCCCCACCGAUGUGGGGUGCUGCACCGCAAAGCUGGCAUGGGCGGACGCGAGCCGCUUGCCUCCAUGGCUCCACGGCUUGCCUCCAUGGCUCCACCGCUUGCUCGCUCGCUCACUCGCUUGCCGGCUUAGAUGGAUGGAUGCGGAGGGCGAGGGCGAGAGAGAGCAUCACGCGUCAAGACUGGAACCGAAGAUGGACCGGCUGCAGAAUCCAGUGCCGUACUUGGGUUAUACGGGACACGGGGCGACGCAAUCAAGGUGUCUGAGAGGGAGGAUGGUUCGUCCUCUUGCCUAUCUCAGAUCUUCUGGUAUGGAAGGUAGCAUGGGGCGGCUUUACGUACGGCAGCGGCCUUGGAUGUGCCCGGCGGCUCGCGUGUGGGCGCGUGGGCGGCGUGUGUGGGCGGCACAGCUGUUGCAGGAUGGGUGUGUGGGCGCCUGCGGCGGUGCUGCGGUGCUGUGCUGCGGUGCUGUGCUGCGGUGCUGCGGUGCGGCGCAGGUCGUCCCAGCUACUGCCGCAGUCGAUCCAUCCAGACAGGCGGCAGUCGUCGGCGGCAGUGCUGCAUGUGCAGACUGUGCGUACGCCCGGAGGCAAAACGUGUGUGUGUGUGUGUGUGUGUGUGUGUGUGUGUGUGCGUGUUGAAGAGCCCAAGGAAAACAUUACGCGUAGGACAGUGUAUGCGAUGCAGAGUUAUAGUGUGUGAAUGUGUGAUGAGGGGUGUGGGUGUGGCGGCGGCAUGCAUGGCUGCCUUCGGUCAGUCAUGUCAUGUCAUGCGAGCUCUACCAGUUGAUUGGCGGGGCGAUGGGCGGUGUGUGGGGGCUCCAGGCGGCCACCCGAACUGUCGGGCUGCUGCCAACCUGAUGGGCCGGAGCUUCGCACAUUCAUUCAUACGCUACCGUGUGUAUGCUGUCAGCUUCCACACACCUGUUGCUUUGCUGGUCUAGGUAGCUUGCAUUGGCUACACGAGGCAGCCCACGAGCCUGGUAGGUUGGGGAGCGAAUGGUGUACGUGCCGUGUACGGUAUGCAGCAGCUAGCAGGCACGUGCAGGGGCGCAUUGGGAAUGGGGACGAGGCGGGGGGGCUGUCGGCAUACGCCGUUGCCGGGGGUGGACUCCAGCAAGGAAUGAGGGGGGCGCCGGGCCGGGGCAGGUAGAAGAUGCGUGCGAGCGGUGGGCGGGCAUCAGAGUACCCGCCCGAACCCCCCGGUACGGCGGUAACCCCAGCAGGGCAAAGCCAAGGUGGAGCCCGUCAGUAAAUGUAUAGAUGACUGUCAUACAACACAUCGUGAAGCGAUGUAUGAUCUGUGCAGCCAUGCAACGAGCCAUCUUCUUGUAUG